Oncorhynchus tshawytscha (Chinook salmon) is the source of this 4187-nucleotide messenger RNA. Its product is annotated as zinc-binding protein A33. The transcript is spliced from 3 exons. The record is from RefSeq and is a predicted model, not a curated record. The coding region runs from base 2364 to 4034 and encodes 556 amino acids. Gene Ontology annotation, molecular function: protein binding; zinc ion binding. NCBI's taxonomy places the organism in Eukaryota, Metazoa, Chordata, Actinopteri, Salmoniformes, Salmonidae.
UGAUGAAAUGAAACUAAACAGCAGAGCUGAAUGUUGAGGACCUGAAGACACUUUCUCCUUAUACAUUUUUCUGAACACUUGCCAGUCCCCUGAACUCAGUCUUACUUUGGGAUUCAAGAGGGAAAAAAAGAUCAUUCAACAACACACAUCAUCUCAGGCACGGCAUCAGCUAACAAUCCACAGUCUGAAAUGCAGUUAAUAUGCAGUAUCUGUGAGGAGGUGCUCAAGAAACCAGUCACAACCCCAUGUGGGCACAACUUCUGCAUGGAUUGUAUCAGAGAAUACUGGAAAAACAAUGUCCUGUGCCAGUGUCCACAGUGCAAGGAGAAAUUCCCUAACAUAUCUGAGCUACAAGUCAAUACUCAAUUAUCUAAAAUGGUUGAUGAGUUCUGGAAUCCAUUUGUGGUAAAUAACACAAGCCCCCAGGACCAAUGCCUGGACCAUCCUAGAGAGGUGUCCCAUGAUAUCUGUGUUGGGAGGGAGGUCAAGGCUGUGAAUUCUUCUUUUGAGGCCUCUUACUGUGAGACUCCCCUGGAGCCCAAUCAGAGAGUCACAACCUUGAGGAGACAACAGCAUGUAGAGAAUCCUGAAGAACAUAUGUGUGAGAGGCAUGGGAGAUGUCUGGAGUUCAAGACCGACUACAAUACCCACAACACUCUCCCUCUUGAAGUGGAAACCAGAAAGAAUAAUGUACAGUUAGGAAAGGCUGAAGUGCAGCAGAUGAUUCAGGGCAGACAGCAGAAGGUUAUUGAGAUCAGAAAUAGUCUACAAUCUAGCGGAAUAAAUGCAGAGCAAGAGGUAGAAAACAGUUGUCAGAUCUUUAGAGCUUUAAUGCGCUCCAUUGAAAGAAGCCAGGCUGAACUCAUUGAGGUGAUUUCGGAAAAGCAAAAGGAAACUAAAAGGCUGGCUGAAGGGCUCAUUAAAGAGCUGGAGCAGGAAAUCACUGACCUAAAACUCCUCCAGAGCUCACCAUCCCUGUGCACCUCUCCACCCACCAAGGACUGGUCUGAGAUCAGGGUUCAGAGUAUUGAGAAUGUCGGCAUGGUGAGGAAGGCUGUGAAGAGAGCUGGCUCUCAGUUUGAAGACGCACUGAAGAGUGAAUUGAAGAGGUUGUGUGAGGCUGAGCUCAAGGUUAUUCAGCAGUGGUCAGUGGAUGUAACUCUGGACCCUGAUACAGCUCAUCCCAAUCUCACUCUCUCUGAAGAUGGGAAACAACUUAGACAUCCCGGUAGACGACAAAACUACCCUGGCAAUCCAGAGAGGUUCUUCUAUAUUGCCAGCAUCCUGGGAAAGGAAGGCUACUCCUCAGGAAGAUUCUACUACGAGGUGCAGGUGAAGGGAAAUACUCUCUGGAGUGUAGGAGUGGCCAGAGAGUCCAUUAAAAGAACGAUUUAUGCAGCAAAGCCUGAGAAUGGAGUCUGGACUAUCCAGCAGGGGAAAGGGAACAUCUACAAGGCCUGCACCACUGAUCCUACCCCCCUCUCCCUGAGUGAGAAGCCCCAGACGGUGGGGGUCUAUGUGGACUAUGAAGAUGGUGAGGUCUCCUUUUACAAUGCCCAGGCCAAGUCUCAUAUCUACUCAUUUACCGAUUGUUCCUUCACUGAGAAACUUUACCCGUACUUCAACCUUGGUGUUUGUGGCAUUGACAAAAUGUCAGCACCGUUGAUCAUCUCUCAUGUGAGCCAAUCAGAUUGAGAUUUAACUCGUAUCGAUUAAAUUCUAAAGUAAACUGAACAUUCCAUGCAUUGAUUUAUAUUGAAUAUUUAGAGAGGUAUAUAUUGUAUCUUACCAGGAAAUCUAGAAUCACGUUUGCUGGACUGUAUUGUGAUGUCUUUUACGAUUGUAUGAUGACAUACUGAAAAUGCAGCUCAUUACAAAUCCUGCCCCAAUAUGUAUCUGUAUCUAAUUUAUGUGGAUACUUGUGGAUACUUUAUUUUUAUUUUUAUGUGGAUACUCUGAAAUGUGCAUACAUUUUUCAAUGGCUUUUGUUAUUUGGGCAGUUCCUCAAAUAAUCUUCUGGGCUACAGCACAAUAAAAGCUUUGUGAACUCCUACAUAAUAUGAACAGGAAGUGUGAAUGUAUUAGAUACAUGGCAACCAUAAUACAUGGUUCAGCUGAGAGAGUCCUGUCAUGUGAAGGGUUAAUUCAGCCAUGUACUGUACCUUUAAGAGCAGCUGCAUUUCAGCUUAGCAGUAAGGGACCAGGACAAGCCAUGGUAAUGUCACCUUCUAAAAUGAGACCCGACUAGAGAACUUUGUGCUUUAGCAUGACAAAAUCCCCUCACAAAUCUCUCUACACAGCCUAAUAGAGUACAAAAUAAAUCGUCUUUGACUUGCUGUUCUUCUGAAGACAGAGACCCAGACAUGGCUUCCGCCAGCAGCCUGCUGUCCGAGGAUCAGUUCCUGUGCCCCAUCUGUCUAGACGUGUUCACCAGCCCAAUCACCACCCCGUGUGGACACAACUUCUGCAAGGACUGCAUACAUGGCUACUGGCAUAUCACCAGCCCGUGCCAGUGUCCCAUGUGUAAGCAGAAAUUCAGCAGAAGACCUGAGCUCAAAGUCAAUACUUUCAUAGCUGAGAUGGCCGAUCAGUUCAGAAGGUCAGUUGAAAUUAGGGCUACUGCUACUAGUACACAGUACCAACCCCAAGCAGCCCAACCUGGAGAAGUGCCCUGUGACGUCUGCACUGGGAGGAAAAUCAAGGCCUUGAAGUCCUGCCUGGAGUGUCUGGCCUCUUACUGUGAGACUCACCUAGAUCCUCACCAUAUACUGGCCACCUUCAAGAAACACAAUCUGAUUGAGCCUGUGAUUAACAUAGAGCACAGAGUGUGUAAGCGGCACCAGAAAAUUCUGGAGCUGUUCUGUAGAAGUGACCAGACAUACAUGUGUCAGGUUUGCACUGAGAAAAGACAUAAGAAACACAAUGUUGUCCCUUUGGAGGAAGAAAGCAGAGAGAGGAGGGCUCAGCUGGGGAAUAUGGAAGAUGUAAUGCAGCAGAUGAUUCAGGGUCGACUGCAGAAAGUGAAGGAGAUCAAACACACAGUACAAUCAGGCAAAAUAAAUGCAGAGAGAGAGAUUAGGGAGAGCUUGCAGGUCUUCACUGCUCUGGUGCGCUCCAUUCAGAGAAGCCAGGCUGAGCUCAUUGAGGUGAUUGAAGAGAAGCAGAAGGCAGCAGCGAGUCGGGCUGAAGGGCUCAUUAAAGAGCUGGAGCAGGAAAUCACAGAGCUAAAGAGGAGAAGCACUGGGGUGAAGCAGCUCUCACUCACUGAGGACCACCUCCACCUCAUCCAUAGCUUCCCAUUCCUGUGCACCCCUCCACCCGCCAAGGACUGGUCCGACAUCAGAGUUCAAAGUGUUGUGUACGUAGGAACAGUGAGGAGAGCUGUGAGGAGAGCUGGAUCCCAGUUUGAGGAGACACUGAAGAAUGAAGUGAAAAGAUUAUGUGAAACAGAACUUACAAGAACUCAGCAGUGUGCCGUGGAUGUGACCCUUGACCCUGAUACAGCUCACCCUAAACUUAUCCUCUCUAACAACGGUAAACAAGUGGCCCACGGCAAUACAGCGCUGAACCUCCCUGACAACCCCGAGAGGUUUUACCCUGGUAUCAGUGUCCUGGGGAGGGAGGGCUUCUCCUCAGGGAGGUUCUACUACGAGGUGCAGGUGAAGGGGAAGACAGAGUGGGACAUAGGAGUGGGGAGAGAAUCUGUCAACAAGAAAGGAGGAAAUACCCUAAACCCUGAACAUGGCUACUGGACAGUAGGCCUGAGGAACAGGACUGAAUACUGGGCUCUGACGACCCCUCCUGUUCCCCUGCCACUGGUCGAUAAGCCCCAGAGGGUGGGGGUGUACGUGGACUGGGAAGGGGGGCAGGUGUCCUUUUACGAUGUGGAUUCCAGAUCUCAUAUCUACUCGUUCACCGGUUACAUCUUCGCAGAGAGACUCUAUGCAUACUUCAACCCCCGAAAGAAUAACGGUGGGGUCAACUCAGCGCCGUUGGUGAUCUCUCCUGUCAGUGACGUUACCUCCUCACCUUAACCGGUCACCUAUCACCUCUUCUUAGAAUAGGACACUGAGUGUUGUGUCACUUUUAUUUGUUAAAGAAGCUUGUGCCACAAUAUAUUUUCUCUAUCUCUUGUAUUGUGUGGUUGAUUUAAUAAAGAUAUAAUUCAUAUUAAUAAAGGUUCAUAA